AGAGCGCAGAGAUAGAGAGAGAAAGUCAGUCUCUGCGCAGAUUCUAGUUGUGAAGAAGACCUUCGUUUCCGAGAUGUCUCUGCUUUCAGAUCUCAUCAACCUCGACCUCUCGGAGUCCACCGAGAAGGUGAUCGCUGAGUACAUAUGGAUCGGUGGAUCUGGUAUGGACCUGAGGAGCAAAGCUAGGACUCUCCCAGGACCAGUUAGUGAUCCUUCAAAGCUGCCCAAGUGGAAUUAUGAUGGUUCUAGCACCGGUCAAGCUCCUGGAGAUGAUAGUGAAGUGAUCCUAUACCCACAAGCAAUUUACAGAGAUCCAUUCAGAAGGGGUAAAAAUAUCUUGGUCAUAUGUGAUGCGUACACUCCUGCUGGAGAACCCAUUCCCACGAACAAGAGACACUCUGCCGCAAAAAUAUUUAGCCAUCCUGAUGUUGUUGCCGAAGAACCUUGGUAUGGCAUUGAGCAGGAAUACACCUUGUUGCAGAAAGAUGUACACUGGCCUCUUGGAUGGCCUAUUGGUGGCUUUCCUGGACCUCAGGGACCAUACUAUUGUGGUGCUGGCGCAGACAAGGCUUUUGGUCGUGACAUUGUAGAUUCACAUUACAAAGCCUGCCUAUAUGCUGGCAUCAGCAUCAGUGGAAUCAAUGGAGAAGUCAUGCCUGGCCAAUGGGAAUUCCAAGUUGGUCCUGCAGUUGGUAUCUCUGCUGGUGACGAAUUGUGGUGUGCUCGUUACAUCUUGGAGAGGAUCUGUGAGAUUGCUGGUGUGGUGGUUUCCUUUGACCCCAAGCCAAUUCCGGGUGACUGGAAUGGAGCUGGUGCUCACGCAAACUACAGUACCAAGUCCAUGAGAAAUGAUGGAGGAUAUGAAGUCAUCAAGAAGGCAAUCGAGAAGUUGGGCAAGAAGCACAAGGAGCACAUCGCUGCAUAUGGUGAAGGCAACGAGCGUCGUCUGACAGGAAAGCACGAGACUGCCAAUAUCGAAACCUUCUUAUGGGGUGUUGCAAACCGUGGUGCAUCAAUUAGAGUUGGGAGGGACACAGAGAAAGCAGGAAAGGGUUACUUUGAGGACAGGAGGCCAGCCUCUAACAUGGACCCAUAUGUGGUCACUUCCAUGAUUGCAGACACCACCAUUCUCUGGAAACCAUGAAAUCUCUGAGAGAUCCUUCAUUGUUUACUACCAUUUGCUCUCAUUCUCUAUUAUUGAAUGUGGUCACCAGGUUCUGUUAGGUUGUCCUAGUGCUCGUUUAUGUUAGGAUGAUGAUUAGCAGCAAGCUUCUUGUGGUUCGUUAGCUGUUUGGCUUGUUGGAUAUUGUUGGUUGAAAAGCGAAGUGUAUUGCUUCUUCCAAUUCUCUCUCUGUCACUCUUAAAACGUGCUGCAAUAAUGUGAUGCUCUUUUUAAACGUUUUUUAUGAUUAAUAAAAAAAAAAUUAUGUAUUGGUA
This is a messenger RNA of Neltuma alba, 1437 nucleotides long. Its product is annotated as glutamine synthetase nodule isozyme. The transcript has 12 exons. Gene Ontology annotation, molecular function: glutamine synthetase activity. The coding region runs from base 74 to 1144 and encodes 356 amino acids. Lineage: Eukaryota; Viridiplantae; Streptophyta; Magnoliopsida; Fabales; Fabaceae. The record is from RefSeq and is a predicted model, not a curated record. Gene Ontology annotation, cellular component: cytoplasm.